Molecule: messenger RNA, 8030 nt
Organism: Dicentrarchus labrax (European seabass)
Lineage: Eukaryota; Metazoa; Chordata; Actinopteri; Moronidae
Gene: ripor3
Product: RIPOR family member 3
Exons: 25
Coding region: 768-3866 (1032 amino acids)
Source: RefSeq, a predicted model, not a curated record
GAUAAGAAAUUGAGAAUGACAAGUGUUGAGGGCGCUGAGGGAGGGAGAGACGAAGGCAGAACGUGAGAAAAAAAAGAGUUGAGAAAGAAAGACAUAAAGUGGAGACAGACGAGGAGAAGCAGAGCGGACAGGAGAAGGAGUGUUACGAGCUAAAUAAUUAAGACAGAAGACCAGAAAGACAUCAGCAGGAGCAGGGAGGAAGGAGGAGGUGAUCCUUAGGUGCAUUAAUUGAAGCUGACAAACAGAAAAGAGCAGAUUGUCAGAGUGGGAAGUGUUGAAAGAGGAGGAGAGAAACACAAAAGAGGGAGUGGAGAAGAAGCAGAGGGAGAGAGGAGAAGAGAGGAGAGGAGAGGAGAGGCAGCGUGUGGCAGAGAAGGAGAAAGGAGGAGAUGUGAGGAGGAGAGCUGAGAGAAGAAAACAGGAGGGAACUUUUAUUCACUGUUGUGCUUCCAGCCUCUGACGUUUCUGUGAAACCCUCUGGAGCUGCUGCUGCACGACUGAAUGCUAUCAGGACCGAACAGACAGCUGCCAAACCCACCGACACACACACACACACACACACACACACACACACACACACACACACACACACACACACACACACACACACACACACACACACACACACACACACACACAGUAACACAGAAAGAAAGGCGAGCAGGGGAGCUCACAAGCAGUGUUGGAUAUGACUCGUCCGCUGAGGCACUGUGGUGUGGAGGACUCAGAGUGACAGUUGGGAAUAACCGGUUCUUCAUCCAGUCAGGAUGUCGGUGAAGCUGCGAUUCGACUCCCCCUCGGAUGGAGGUUUGGUCCACAGGAGCCGCUCCUUCACCGGGUUCAGUUCUCUGACUGGACGACGACGGCCAUCCUCUGCUCGUAACUCGCUCCGCACCAAAGCCAUGACAGGAGGUAAAUCUCCCAGGACGCACCUGUCUCCCAGCAGAGGGGGAGGAGCAAUUUGGUCUCUGCAGCCGGAUGAGGUCGACAGGGUCUUCCAGGCGCUACGCAAAGGACUGAAGGAGUUUCUGGAGGGUCACCAGGCAGAGAUGGACUUCCUGUCUUCACAGCAGAGAGAAACCAAGAGAAACUCCAGACUGGCCUUUCUGUAUGAUCUGGAGAAGGAGAUAAGAGCGUUGGAGAGAUACAUACGAAGAUUAGAAUUUCAAAUCAGCAAGGUGGAGGAGCUCUAUGAGACGUAUUGUAUCCAGUGGAGGUUGUGUCAGGGAGCGGUCAACAUGAAGAGAGCCUUCUCACUGUCCCCGUCCACCAGAGCCUCCAGAGAGAGUCUGCUGGAGCUCAAUCGCAACCACAGACACAGCCUGCAGGACAUGUCAGUUAUGGAAGGAGAGCUAGAAAUCCUCCUCGGAGAGCUACAAAUCAAAAUGAAAGGUCUGAUCGGCUUCGCUCGACUCUGCCCCGGAGACCAAUACGAGGUGGUGGUGCGGUUGGGACGCCAGCGAUGGAGGAUCAGAGGGAGAAUCGAAUCGGACGACACACAGUCCUGGGAUGAAGAGGAGAUGGUCUUCCUCCCGCACAUACACCACAACUUCGAGAUCAAGGUGACGGAGGCGAAGGGUUUGGGUUGGCUGCUGGUCGGCAUGGUGACGUGUGCGAGCGCAGACUUCUUUGUGGCGAAGCCGCAGCUGAUGUUGGUGGACAUCACGGAGCUGGGAACCAUCAAACUGCAGCUGGAAGUCACCUGGAAUCCAUUUGACAGCACUGAGAAGAUGAGGCCGCUGUCUGUCAGCAGGCAGUCGGUGACCAGCAGAAAGAGUUCAGUUUACAGCUGGACGGCUCCAAGCACCCCAUCCUUCACCGAGAAGUACUUCAUAUCGAUGGUGCGUGAGCUGCAAGAUCAGGAGGGUUCCCUCCCGUCUCUGGUGUCUAAAAGUCGACACAACAGAGGAGGCGUGUCUCUGCUCAGCUACCUGUCCAACCCGUCACACACCGCCAUCGCCCCGAACCACAGCCCUCAAAGCCCCUACAACCUCAGUCUCAAGCGGACGCACAGCUACCCCUCCAGCCACAGUCAAGGCACCAGUCUGGGAGGAAGCCAGACUCAGCUGUCCCUCGGGGAGGAAGGAUCCCUGGAGGUCUCUGCAGAGGAGAGGGAGAGGAGGAAGAGGAUGGACGAGAAGGAUGGAGAGGAGGAGGAGGAGGAGGAGGAGGAGGAAGAGGAGAGGGAGUGGGGAAGUGUGUUAGAUACUCGCUCCACACCAGCGGAGAGUAAAAUGGGUUCCCUACUGGCUCUACAGAUGUCCAGCACUCCUGACAUCCUCAGAAAGAACACAGCUGGAGAACCAGAACCUGAGACCCACAGUGGAGCCCUGGGACCGGACACUGUCGGUGUUCAGAACUCUCCAGAAUGUCAGUCAUAUUCUGCCCCUGCCUCACCCGCUGCUCAGCCCCCCGCCGUAACCCCUUCCUCACCCACGACCGCGGCUCCGGCCCCGGGGAGGCCGGGGGUGAGCGGUGCCCAGCGCAGGGCCCAGGCCAUCAGGCUGGGAGCUCUGAUCGCAGAGCUGGAGAAGAUGUUACAGAACCAGAGCUGCUCUGAGAAGGAGCUGAGAACCCUGGACCACCAGAUACUGCACCUGGCGACCAUACUGAAGAACGACCUCUCCCUGUUGAGAAGCUCAUCAUCAGAGGAGACUCUGGCUGUGGAGGAAGUCCUGGGCAGCUUUGACUUCCUCUCACAUGACUUCAAUGCAGAUGAUGACACUUCCUGUUUGGGCAGCCUGAGACUGAAGGACAGUGGCAUCAGUUCUUUCCAGCAGAGCACUCGCAGGAGUCUCGGCCUCUUCUCCCAGAACAGCCAAUCAGCUUCUGAGGAAGAGCUGGUCAUCGCCCCUCUGACUUCUGGGAACUGGGGUCUUGACCAGGCUAUCGAGACUCACCUGGAUAUAUGCUGCAUCCUGCUACAGAUGAUAACAACGACCGACUUCAGCCCGUCCAGGAGGGAGCUGCUGGAGGAAAUGGCUCUGCAGGCUGAAGUCCUGGAUAGAGUCAGCUGUCUGCUGUUAGAGAAGAACGACAACAUCUCAGCCAGAGACAUCCUCCCGAAGGCCCAGAGAACGAGGGAUGUGCUGUUGUUCUGGGAGGAGUGUGUGAACGACAGCAGCUCUCCUUUCUGUUGCCGCUCUGACAGUUUCUCCAGGACGCUGAAGAAACGUUACACACACAAGGUGAAGGCCAAACAGCCGGGCCAGUCAGAAAAAGUGUUUUCUCAGCUCCUGCAGCAGCUCCAGACGGCCUGUCGGACGGUGCCCAGCCUUCGGCCCGUCUGCAGCCCGGAGAGAGUCACCCUCUUCCAGUUCUCUGUGUAUCUGAAACGCUGGAGCUUCCAGGAGCUGGGAGAGCACAUCUUACGCCUCUCCAAAGAAGAGUACAUCCUGUCAGCCCUGAGGAGUCCCAAGAGGAGGCGUGCUUUAAAUAAACUGAGGGGGCGGUGCAUCACGGAGCUCCUCCCACUGGGAUGCACCCUGCGGACUCUGGCCGCCCUGCAGAUCGACUCCAACCACAAAGUCUGCAAAGCUGCAGCCAACUGUCUGUGCAGAGCCGCAGGCUGCAAGGCCUUCAGGAGCAAGGCGGUAGUUUACUACACGGAGAGUUUGAAAAGCACUGAUGUUCUGAUCCAACAAGGUUCCUGUCUGGCUCUUAAAUGCCUCAGGGCGACGGAGAGCGUGGACCACAUAGCAGAUUUGUGGAGAUCAGCAGAUGAAGAUCUUCGCAGCGCUGCCAGAGAGACUGUCCUCUCCUUUGGUAAAAAGGGCUACCUAGCCUUCCAGAGGAUGGACCAGCUGUACACUGAGAUGGAGGAGGAGGCCUAUCAGAACCAAGAGACUGAGAUUACCUUCCUAUAGGAAACAAAUGUGGGCCUAAAACAGGCCGAUGCUCUCUUUCUUUUUUCUUUUUGUUUCUGAUGAGCCCCGACAUGAAGAGUCUCAAUGAUCCUGACAGUCAGAGUGAGAGGCGACAUUUAAACAAAGCUUGUGUCUGAGCUGGAUAAAGUUUAUGAGGCGUCGUACUUUCUGAUUUUGUUUGAAGAAACUUGUGGCACCUUCGUGGCAAACAGAAGAAGUGACUUUACUUGGAACGUGAAUUUAUUUUGUUCAGUUGUAGUUUUGUUUAAAGAUGAAGAAGUUCUGUCCUCGUUAUUUAACCUGCUAAGAUUUUUUUUUUGUGAAGCUUUAAGAUUAUUUCUGCUUUUCCAGUGUUGGGACUUAUUUUCAGGUCAGGUCAUGGUUGUUGUUUUUUGGGGAAAAUGAAGGAGAAAUUUACUAUUAUUCCACAUAAUGUCAGAAAUGUGUAAUUAAGAGGCAUAAUGAGCUAAAAUCCAAAAUAUCCUGUGAAUAUUAAACCCUGAAGGGACCAAAUAAAUCCCUAAUAACAGCCCCAAACAGUGCCCCUACUGCCUGUGAGAGGAACCUCACACAGAACCAUAAAUCUACGUGUGGCAGGCUGCUUUUUCUCUCUGAGUUCUACUUAAGUCCCUUGUUUUCAUGAGCUGUUGGGCGCUUCGUAGCAGGAACAUAAAAUGGCUCCUGAAAUGUUUCCACAAACAGGAGCUGUGACAUUCAGGGACGCCAAAGGAUUAUAGUACAAACAACGCUGGCAGGCAGCCAAACAGCAUUUAAGAGGUUUUACUCUGCUCUCCUAAAUCUGCUCUUUCUGUCAGUGAGUUUGCUGCUUUGCUGAGGAUAUGUGCUGAUGAGUGUGUGUAGUCAUGUGAGCGACAUAUGUGCAUUGAUUUAGCUUGAAGGAGGUGAUCCUGGGUGUGUCAUUAGCAGUGUAAUUACUGCUUGAUAAAGAGUAACUAAUGCAUGACUCAUUAGGAUUUAAUGCAUAAAUUAAUGCAGGAUAUGUCAAGAAAUCUUGCCUUGAAAUAUAGUCCCUGUCAGUUUAUGUGAUUAGUUAAAGGUUAAAUACACGAAAUUCCCUUUCCACUGGACGUUGCACUAAAGCACCAGCAUCUCAGACCCAAACAAUGGGACAGAAAUUAAAUAAAACUCACCAAAACCAUCUUUGUUAGUCUUUCCAACAAUCACCGACGCUGCUUUGGUUGAAAUAAACUCUCAAUUUACAGCGUUAGAUGUGAAAAUAUUCAUGAAAAGAGCUGCGACGUAAGCUGAUGUUAAUCCUGCGGCCAUGAAAGUAUGUCCACUUAAAGAUCUGAUCAAGUCAUCAGUUCAUCAAUUAAUGUUGGAAUCCAGUUACCAGAAGUGCAAUUAACUGUGGUUUUCAUUGUGAAUCUGCCAUUUAUUUCCUCAGUUUAUCGUUUGUUUUAUCUAUAAAAUGUUUUAAAAUUGUUUAAGAAUAUAUUUUUAGUUUCCCGGAGCUCAAGGUGAUGUCUUCAGUGUAUCGUUUUGUUCAAUCGACAGUCCAAAACCCAAAGAUAUUCAGUUUACAGUCAUAAUAAAACAGAAAAAAACUGUAAAUCCUCACAUUGAACGAGCUUGAAGCAAAUUCUUUGGCAUUUCUGCUUUAUUUGAUUAUAGUUUCCUGUUAAUUUUCUGUUGAUAUGUGAAGCCGUUCAUUACUGGUAGUCUCAAACAAACAUCUAUAUGUUGCUGCUCGACCCAAACAGCCUUUACUCAUGUCGUAUUUACAACCAGUGGACAGCACAUGAGAGAGAGAGAGGUUUGCAAUAUGUUUGUCUGUGUAACUCAGCCAGCAUGUAAAUAAAUGUAUAUUUAAUAUAAUCACAUAAAUUCAAAGUGAAUACAUCAUUAGUUCACACAGUAAAUCAUUAUGAGUCAUGCAUUGUUGUUUUGAAGGCUUGUUACCAAAUUGCCCUUCAUCAUUAUCACUGUGUUGUAUCGUCACUGAGACGCAGGCUGGUGCUGCCCCCUGCUGGCUGUUUCAGUGAACUGAGGUUUGGGAAGGGCCCUGACCUGAGGAUGCUUUCGCUCGCCACAGAAUAGAUUUGGCUGUGGUUGAACUGCCCUGCAACCUCUCUGACUGGAUGAUUUAAGGAAUGUCUGGAAGGUCACUCGAGUGGCGUGAGAAGAAGACGUUAGUCAUAUUUCUUAAUGUGCAAAUCAAAGAAAGUUAUACAGUCAGUUUUGGGUUUUUCCCCUAAACCUUGCAUCAUGUUAAGGGAAGGUUUUGUUUUAAGAAAUACCAGAAGAUCAUCAAAUCUGAUCAUUCCUCUCAAGAUAUUCUCAGAUAUAAAGCAGGGAAUUAAACGUUCUCAGCAUACCAAAGCUCUCAUGUUGGAAACCACAUCUUGAAUCAAUUCAACCGCACCAUUAAAAUCUCACAGGGGAUGUUAUAAUGUAGAACAGCAUGGGAAGACACUGUUGGUCCUCUUUUUUAAAAAAAAUAAUAAUCUGAUGCAGAGUCAGAUUAGCUCCCAAAAAAUGUUCAGAAUAUAAAGAAGAACCAGAGUUUGGACUCGACUGUUGGCCCCCUCCUGCAGGACCAGAUGGUCCCGGAGAUAAACACAGUAAUAUAUCAGAAGAGAUCAUCAGAAGUCGUGUUAGUAGGCAUUUUUAACCAUAUUAUCUUUAGAUUUAUUAGAUUUGACUUGGUCAACUGAGACUACAGUAGUUCUGCUGGUGGUUUUCCAGCUGCUGUUGUUGUUGUUGUUGUUGACGGAAGGAAAAGAUGUGUUAAAGAGGCCAUAUUAUGCUUUUUGGGGGUUUUCUCUCAGUGCAUGUAAAAGGUCAGAAAUGUGACAAAAGUCCACGCCAAAGGGAGAAACGUCUCCCACAGAAAACACUGCUCCUGCACCGCCUCAGCCUUUGUAUUCAACCUUUUCCUCCAUCAUGCUAUUACAUCACAUUGUAACAGGCACCACCUUUAGGUCAGUGGUUCCCAACCUUGUUCCUUAAAGGACCCCUCUUCUAUCAUUGAGUUAACUGUCGUCCCCUCAUUAUGUGACAUGCAUUGAAUAUGACAUGAAAUAUCUAUAAAUUAUAACAAUAACAGAAGAGAACAAUGGAUAAACUGUACAAUGAACCAGAAUAGUGAACACAAUAACUGCAGUAAACAAUGUUUCUUUAAACAAUCAUAAAGACUUAAUAAGCUACUUCUUUGACAAACGCUUGCCCGUUGUUUUAUUAGCUCUAAUGCAGGAUGAGGCUGUUUACCAGAGAGUAAAGACUUUGAAUGUGGCUUAUGUUCAGGCAGGUCUUCAAAGUUUAGAUCUUAAAUAAUAAACUAAACUUUAAAAAUAACAUUUUCAUUUAUUUUUCUUCACAGAAAUUAACUAAAUGCUGAGAUAAAGUCCCACUGUGUAUAUUUUAAAAGUUUCCGUACACCCCUUUAAAAUCAAGAAGGCCUCGCGAUCCCCUGUGAUGGUUUCGCACUAGUGGUGGUCCUGGGAACCACUGGGCGAGGUGACGGUCCAGUCCCGCCCACUGAAACCCAGUGAAUCUAUACGAUGGUCGUUCCCCGCUCAGAGGUUAUGGGAGCUGACCAAUCAGAGCAGACUAAGCUUCUCGGGAAAGGCUCUUUAGUCACAGCAGUUCUUGGAGCUAAAUGCUAAAAUCAGCACACUAACAUGCUGUGUGUCAGAGGAUCACUAAAUUCAGCAGGAACAGGAAUGUACUGAAUCCCACAGCGACCCCGUCCAGCAGUUACUGAAUGAUUCCCUUUGUUUCCUGCAGGUUUUACAAGUUUAUCACCUGCAAGGAAUUCACAUGACUACAAACACUCGUUGCCUGUGACCACCUCCUCCUAAAGAGCGUGCAUGUGUUUGUUGUUUGUCCAUAAUUACCAUUUUUUAGAGAGCAGGUUGAGUCAAAGCGUUCUCCGCAGGCAGAUGAAGACCCUGUUCAAAGUGACACACCUCAUUUAGGCCUCACGGCUCAUCAUUUUGUCCCACUUAUGCAUCAAACUGUGGUUUUAACAAUUGUAUAUUAUUGUAACUGGAUGUAUAUUGCUUACAGAAAUGUGUGUUAUUGAGACUUUAUUUUGCAUUUAAUACUUUAAAAGAAAGGAAGUGUUUCUCUUCUGCGAGCAUUAAAAGGACUCAGUGCUCGGAUUCAUUGGAAACAGACUAUAAUAAAUGUUAAAAUAUA